Lycium barbarum (goji berry) is the source of this 3668-nucleotide messenger RNA. RefSeq names its product WEB family protein At3g02930, chloroplastic-like. Lineage: Eukaryota; Viridiplantae; Streptophyta; Magnoliopsida; Solanales; Solanaceae. The transcript is spliced from 2 exons. The record is from RefSeq and is a predicted model, not a curated record. The coding region runs from base 1757 to 3535 and encodes 592 amino acids.
GCUACUGUGAAAAUGAAUUAAAUUUUAGAACAGAAGAGAAGUGUAUCCUGCAUUUAGAAUUUGCUAAAGUCUGCAAUUACAUGUUUUCUGCUUUUUCUCUCGGAACCUCUAUCUCGUAACCGCUUAGCAAAUCAGAGAAGCAAGUUCUUGUCUUCCUGCUACCAGUAUGGUAUAGUUCUUGGCUUCCUGUUACCAAUAUGAUUUGGUUGCUACUGUCAAUAUUGAGAACUGCUGUAUUUUGGGAAAAAGAACUUGGAACAAUUGUAUCUUCAAAGCCGAGACUUGAUUUUGUAGUCUAAGCGACUUUCUCCUUCAUAGUUAAAGAGUCUAACUUCAACAUCAAGCCAACUAAAGGAAUUUUAGAAUGCCUGCGGGCUCUUUGACAGACCAAUCUUUAAAGGGUGAAGCAUUUCCCUCGACUGAAAAACAAUAAAAUCAAAUUUUAGCUUGGGUGCUUGAAGAUAUGAUAUAGGUGUUUUCUUAGCCACCGGACUGAACCCAUGGCAAAAUUACAUCGAAGAGUUAUCCGUAUCAUAUAAACCAAGAAAGAAAUACUAUUUCAAGAUAAAAAGAAAACAAUUCUGCGCACUAAGAGCCCGUUUGGAUUGGCUUAUAAGUUGCUUAUAAGCUGUUUUCAGCUUUUUUGAGUGUUUGACUGGCCAGUUUAAAGUCAUUUUGUGCUUAAAAUAAGCUCAAAAAAAUAAUUGGGCCCAUUUGACUUAACUUAUCUAAAGCAGCUUAUAAGCCAAAAAAAAAUAAAUUAGACUAUCCAACUUAUUUUUUUUUAGCUUAUAGGCAUAUAAGCCCAUCCAACCAGGCUCUAAGAACGUACUUUUAAAUUGCCAAAUGUCACGUUUGUACAAUGCAAUGAAACAUUAGGCUCACAUCCAUUUUGCAGCCAAAAAAAAAAAAAAAAGAGAGAGAUUCAGGGAAACUCAUAGAUCUCUUAUAGAAUGUCAGCAAAAUUUUAGUAGUGUUUUUUUAAGUCCCCUCCCUUUUCUGUUUGUCUAAGAUCUCUCACCACAUUUCCUAACCAACACCCGUUAAUUUCGGGCAUUGACACAACCAGAAUGUUCUCUCACACGCACAUAACCCUAAAAAUUCUUACAGGUAUUUCAACACGUAGACACGAAAAUGCUAUCUAGAAAGAAUCCUCACAAUGGUUUCUGAGUCAUUUGUAUUGGCUGUCAAUGUUUUUUCCUAGUGUUAUGUGUGUAUACUGUAGAUUAGAAGUUCAGAGGUUUUCUCGGAUACAGUUUUUUCAUUUCAUUUUCUAUCCUUUUAAGGUUUCAUGGACUUAUCUGGUCUCUUUUUUCUUUAAGUGUUUGCAUGACAAUGAAGAUUGAAUCUUUAGUAAUUUUGAAGGAUUUGUAAAUCUGGAUUACAGAUUGAUUCAAACACCUUUCAUUUUCUUGAAAUAUAUCCCUCCUAGGCUGACCAUUUAUCCAAGAUAUAGAACUUUUUCUUUCAUCGUUCAUAGUACUACUUUUUUUGGGUAAUGGUGGUAUCUUGACCUGCUUGUGCGCACAUUUUGACUAUUUAAUCGGGUACCUUGUACCUCAUAAUGGAUAACUCUACCUUACCGAAACUUAAGCAGAUAGGAAGAAUUUUUUGCCUUUUCCAUAAUUUUCAUCCCGUUUCGUUCAACUUUAGGCCGCACCUUGGAUGCAUUUUUGUAUAGGGAAUUAUAUGAAUUCAUUCUUGACUUUUAUCUUGUAGAAAUUUGUAUUGUUUUUGCUUGUCGAAUUGGAUCAAUAUGCAAGAGCAAAUGGGAAAAUUUGAGGAGGAGGUUAGGCAGGGAUUAAAGGCUGGGGAACUGUUAGCAGAGCUAAAGAAUUUAAAGGAAUUACAUUCUAAUACUCAAGAAGAAUUGAAGAUUAAAGAUAACAAUAUUAUGUCUUUGAAAUUUGAGCUUGAGAGAGCAAAACAGUUUCAGAUUAAGUUAACAGAGAAAGAUGAUAGUUUAAGGAAAUUGACAGAGGAAUUGACUAAUGCAAAAGAGAAUGAGGCUCAUGCAAUGGAUUUAUUAUCCAAUUUCAAGAAAAGGGUUCAUGAACUAGAAGCUGAAUUAGCGAAUAGACGAUUAUCGGAGUCCAAAAUAUUUGAUUCAUUUGAGCAAACUAAGAUUGAACUUGAAGAAUCCAAGGUUGAGCUAUCUUCUCUUCAUGAGGAAAUUGAAUCACUCGAGUCUUCUUCCGAGCAAAAUAGAAACGGAAAGAUUGCUUUGGAGAAGGAAUUGGGAUGCCUCAGGUUUGAACUUGGAUUGGCGAAGGCGAAUUUGGCUAAGAUUCAAGAAAGAGAGAAAUUUGCUUCAUCAAAGGCUAAGGCAUUGAGUGAUGAAUUGUUCUUGCUCAGAAAUGAACUUAAAUUGGCAACUGAUGCAGAAAUUAAGAGCCAAAAGGCCUUAGAUGAUUUAGCAUUAGCGUUGAAGGAAGUUGCUACUGAAGCUUUUGAGGCCAAGGAGAAACUAAGUGCUUCUCAAUUAGAACUAGAACAAGUAAAAGAUGAGGCAGGACAAUUGAAACAUAUGGUCAGAAACACCGAGGCUCGGUAUGAAAAGCUUUUGGAUGAUGCCAAAAAGGAAAAUGAGUCACUUUUGGCUGAAGCUGAAGAAGAAAAAGCUCUUGCUCAGCACGAGGCUGCUAGACUCACGGAGUCUCUUAAAGCAUCAAAGAAAGAAAUGUACAAAUUGAGGGGUAUUUUGAAGCAGGCUAUAAAUGAAGCGAAGGCUGCAAUAGCUGCUGCUGGCCUAGCUGGAGAUGAAAAUAUUCAACUCAAAGAUUCCUUAGCUGAAAAGGAGGAAUCGAUUCGUCUUCUUACUCGAGAGAAUGAACGACUUAGGAUUAAUGAAGUUGCAGCUCAUGAAAAUGUCGAGGAGUUAAAACGGUUGCUCUCUUCAUCAUCACUCAAAACCGAGGAUAAGGAGCAAGAAGAGGAUCCCCAAGGCAAGAAAACUUCCAGCCUCAACAUUAGUGAGCUGAAUUUGCAACAAGAACAAGAAAAUGGAGACAUGAAAAUCCAAGAUCACAAUCACGAAAAGGCUGAGGCACUUAUGGACUCAAUAUCUGAUACUAAUGAAUCACCAAAAUCAAAGGCAGAGCUCCAUACACCGAAACAGCCACAUACAGCAAGAUCUGCCUUCUCAGAUGAUGGAGGAACACUAAAAACAGAAUAUUUGUGCAAUUCAUCAUCACUCAAAACCGAGGAUAAGGAGCAAGAAAAGGAACAUUAUGAGGAUCCUCAAGUCAAGAAAACUUCCAGCCUCAAUAUUAUUGACCUAAAUUUGCAACAAGAACAAGAAAGUUUAGACGCGAAAAUCCAAGAUAAGAAUCCUGAAAAGGCUGAGGCAAUCAAGGUAUCUCAUCAUCGGAGAGCGACCACAUCUGCCUUAUCAGAUGAUGGAGGACCACUAAAAACAGAAGACUCGGAUAGUGAUAGAAGUCCUCCUAGUAGGAAGAAGAAAAAAGCGUUGUUUCGAAGAGUUGGUGAUCUCAUAAGGAGGAAGAGUUUUCAUAAGAGGGAAUCAUCCACUUAAUAGGCCCUUGUUCUGUAUAUACAACUUGAAAUUGUACAGUUAUUUUCAGUGUUUGAAGUUUUGACACUAGUACACAAAAUGGUUCAUUUAUCAGAACACAAGAAAUUGCAGCCUGACAUUUGUGUUUAUUUCG